Messenger RNA from Aspergillus nidulans FGSC A4, 1017 nucleotides. RefSeq lists its product as uncharacterized. The record is from RefSeq and is a predicted model, not a curated record. NCBI's taxonomy places the organism in Eukaryota, Fungi, Ascomycota, Eurotiomycetes, Eurotiales, Aspergillaceae. Gene Ontology annotation, cellular component: membrane. Bases 1 to 1017 code for a protein of 338 amino acids. The transcript has 4 exons.
AUGGCCAACAUGCCAACCGAGGAUGAGAUCGCGUGGAUGCAGGCGCACAUCAACGACUCAACGGUUCCAGACAUUAUCGCCUGCUGCUCAAUCUGCGGUGCUGCCUCAGUCAUCAUCUUGACGCUGCGCAUCUGGUCGCGGCUGCAAACGCGCCGUCAGCUCGUUCUCAGCGACAAUUUGGUCAUUAGCUCAGUGCUUAAUAUCCUGAAUCCUAUCCUCUAUGGCGUGGCCACCGCAUUCGUCAAGUGGAGUAUUCUUGCCCUGUACAUCGCCAUCUUCCCGCAGAAGAACUUCCAGUACUGGGUUUAUUUCCUCUGCGUGAUCAACUGUCUCAAUGCUGUCGCAAUUGUUCUUGUUAGUUGCCUGCAAUGUCGCCCUCUCGAAGCACUGUGGAACCAAGCAGUGGGAGGCACAUGCAUCGACUUCAGCAUUUUCAGCCUCUUCAAUACGUCCUUCAACCUGGUUUUGGAUGUGGCCAUACUAGUAUCGCCUAUCAAGCUUGUCAUGAACCUCAACCUGAGUCAACGAAAGAAAAUAUUGUUGGCACUUAACUUCGGGUUGGGCGGAGGCGCCUGUGUCGUCGCAGCCAUCCGACUUCCCUUUGCUAGACGCGUGGGCGGUACAUCCAACCCAAGCUGGGACAUGAUUCCAGGAGGCCUAUGCUGCGUCGUCGAGGUCGCCGUGGCCCUUCUUUGCGCAUCGCUACCAGUCUAUCGACCCCUGUUUGCGCGCAUGGUGUCCAGUCAUUCGACCACGGGCAACUCCCAGCAGCCGGGACGCUCCCGCGACGCCAGCGACUACAUCCAUAGCGGUGGUCAGGUGAGCACACGGAUUACAGCGAGCAAGCGUCAUUCAUCCCAUCGAGGGGGUAUCAACAUCACUGAGAACAUCAGCAUGAAGACACAUGCAUACGUGAAUGGCAGGUGGGCACCAAUGCCGGACGACGACGAUGAGGCGUAUCUGGUGCCAGGGACAAAAGGAUCGCGCUCGACAACACCUAGCAAUAGCCAUGUGUAG